This is a messenger RNA of Prosopis cineraria, 854 nucleotides long. Its product is annotated as probable glutathione peroxidase 8. The transcript is spliced from 6 exons. Bases 1 to 633 code for a protein of 210 amino acids. Gene Ontology annotation, biological process: response to oxidative stress. Lineage: Eukaryota; Viridiplantae; Streptophyta; Magnoliopsida; Fabales; Fabaceae. Gene Ontology annotation, molecular function: glutathione peroxidase activity. The record is from RefSeq and is a predicted model, not a curated record.
AUGGGAAUCUCACGGGGAAAAGUCGUGCUUAUACUAAUAACGCACAUCCAGGCUGCAGCUUGGUUCAUUGAUUGGUUUCGGCCUUUUUGGUUUCUCAGUUUUUGUGUUCUCCAGCUGCACGCCAUGACUACCGAAGCCACGAAUCCAAAAUCCGUGUUCGAUUUUGUUGUCAAGGAUGCUAAGGGCAAUGAUGUUGACCUUGCUACUUACAGUGGAAAAGUCCUGCUGAUUGUCAAUGUUGCUUCCCAAUGUGGCUUGACCAACUCCAAUUAUACGGAGCUUAAUCAAUUAUAUGAGAAGUAUAAAGAUAAAGGUCUCGAGAUACUGGGAUUUCCAUGCAAUCAGUUUGGUGCACUAGAACCUGGAAGCAAUAAUGAAAUCGUGGAUUUUGUCUGCACUCGCUUCAAAUCAGAAUUCCCCAUCUUUGAUAAGAUUGAAGUGAAUGGUGACAAUACUGCGCCACUGUAUAAGUUCUUAAAGUCUUGCCAAUGGGGAAUUAUUGGGGAUAAUAUUCAGUGGAACUUCGCCAAAUUUCUAGUUGAUAAGAAUGGCCAAGCCGUGGGUCGCUAUUAUCCCAUAACUUCUCCUCUCAGCCUUGAACGGGACAUCGAAAAGCUUUUGGGCAUUAUAUGAAUGCAAGAAUUCAACUUGGAAGAGAUCAUGUUGAAUGUAAACUGUCAAGCAUCUCAUAUGACGAAGAACUUUUGGCUUUUCCUGGAUGUUGUUGUUGUGCAUUAAUGUUAGGAUUAAGAGUCAUUUUUAUUUCUAAACUAUACACGAAAGGUUACAAAUGCCCCUACAUACAAUUAUGGAUCAAUUUUUUUCCUAAAUUUUAAAUGUUCUCUUCCUUAUCA